GGUUCUGAAGCGAAUAAUAACGCGCAGGCGAAAAAUCGGCAGCGAAGUUAGCUAAUCGGCGAACAGAUCGCCGUCCGGUGACUGCUCCGGCGACCGGGGCCGGCGGCGGCGGGUGGUCUCAUGUACUCCGCCGCUCGCCGCCUCCUCCUCGCCGCCCGCACCGGCGCCGGCGCCGGCGCCGCUUCGCGGUUGUCCGCGGCGGUGUUUGCGCUCCGCUCCUACUCCUCCACGGCCCAGUCCUCGUCGCCGCGUCGGUUCCCGACGCCUAAGGAGAUCCGCAGGGGCCUGGACGAGUUCGUCGUCGGCCAGGACAAGGCCAAGAAGGUGCUCUGUGUUGCCGUGCACAAUCACUACAAGAGGAUAUACAGUGAAUCUUCAAAUUGUUCUAUGAAGAGCUCGGCAUGUGGCGAUGUUAGUAUGAGUGGUGAUGAUGACAUUGAGCUUGAAAAAAGUAACAUCCUUCUGAUUGGGCCGACAGGGUCAGGUGACGCGAACACAUACGUGGUUCAUCUGUACUGUGAAAAUGCUGUUUGCUUAUCUCGUUCUUUUGCUAUGAACCUAUGGCAGGCUGGGUAUUCAGGUGAAGAUGUGGAAUCUAUAAUCUGCAAUCUUCUGGCGGCUGCUAAGUUCAAUGUGGAAGCCACAGAGCGCGGGAUUGUUUACAUCGACGAAGUUGAUAAACUCAUAAAGAAGGUUGAAUGCAAUGAGGACAGGAGGGAUGUCUCUGGAGAGGGUGUCCAGCAUGCUUUGUUAAAAAUAUUUGAAGGAACAGUCAUCAAUGUACCAAGAAAAAGAAAUCAAGAUAGUAUAUCCGAUGGUUAUGUCGAGGUUAAUACCAAGAAUAUACUCUUCAUCUGUGGAGGUUCCUUCUCUGGCUUGGAAAAGAUAGUAUCAGAAAGACACCGAAACUGUCAUAUGGGGUUUGGACUUCCAACAUCUGGUGAUCUGCGAAACUGUGGUUGGACAAAUGCUAUCGGGGAAUCAUGCUGUGUUGAAGCUAUUGAAAGUGAUGACCUGAUUGCAUACGGCCUCAUACCAGAAUUUAUUGGGAGGUUGCCAAUAACAGUUGGCUUGAAUGAUCUCAGUGAAGCUCAAUUGGUUCAGGUUCUCAUGGAGCCAAAAAAUGCAAUAGGAAAACAAUACAAGAAGUUGUUUAAAAUGAAUGAUGUCAAGCUGCAUUUUACUGAAAAUGCUUUGCGGUUAAUAGCAAAGAAAGCAGCUUCACGAGAAACAGGGGCUCGAGAACUGAGAUCUAUAAUGGAAGAUAUUUUGACAGAAGCAAUGUUUGAGAUUCCUGAUGCAAGAGAGGGAAAAGAGAAGAUAAUUGCUGUUCUUGUUGAUGAAGAGUCUGUAGGGUCAGUGCAUUCUCGAGGAUGUGGAGCCAAGAUUUUCCGGGAUGAUGGAGCCUUAGAACUAUAUGUUUACCAGAAUAAUAUUAGACUGCCAGGGUUAAUCCCUGGGAACCCUAAACGUACUCGCAUUGUCAGCUUCUGCCUUUUGGUCGCUUUGUCAGCAACUAAGCUGUGGGUUUACCAUACAUUUCACUGCUUCUCCUCGAUAUACGAAUGGGUUGUGUCGAUACUAUGUAAAGCCAACAUUUUUACACAAUAAAGCAUAGCAUUAAGCUUUAUUUUC
Oryza sativa Japonica Group (Japanese rice) is the source of this 1635-nucleotide messenger RNA. Its product is annotated as CLP protease regulatory subunit CLPX1, mitochondrial. Gene Ontology annotation, cellular component: mitochondrial matrix. Gene Ontology annotation, biological process: protein folding. The record is from RefSeq and is a predicted model, not a curated record. Lineage: Eukaryota; Viridiplantae; Streptophyta; Magnoliopsida; Poales; Poaceae. Gene Ontology annotation, molecular function: ATP binding; ATP hydrolysis activity; ATP-dependent protein folding chaperone.